Messenger RNA from Endocarpon pusillum Z07020, 1536 nucleotides. RefSeq lists its product as uncharacterized. Gene Ontology annotation, molecular function: ubiquitin binding. The record is from RefSeq and is a predicted model, not a curated record. Lineage: Eukaryota; Fungi; Ascomycota; Eurotiomycetes; Verrucariales; Verrucariaceae. The transcript has a single exon. Bases 1 to 1536 code for a protein of 511 amino acids. Gene Ontology annotation, cellular component: endoplasmic reticulum.
AUGUCAUCUUCUCCCCUUGACAUCUCGCAACUCAGCGAAAGCCAGCAGGAGGCUUUGCAGACCUACACCUCAGUCACUGACCAGGAUCCCAUUACAGCAAUCCCAAUCCUUCAAAGAGCCGAGUGGAAUGUCCAGAUCGCCAUCACUCGAUUCUUCGAGGGCGAGCCAACCUCUGAUCCCGUUGCCGAAGCCCGAGCUGCGCUUCCUGCAGCUUCCUCUCGACAAACCUCAAACCUCCAAUUCGAUGAUCUGAUAGCCUCAGCGCGCCCUCUUUCGACCGCUCGGCGGAACUUUAAUUCCGUGGGAAGGGUUUCCACACAAGCUGGGGAGGAGACGCACUACCGUCCACCACUGCUUCUUGCCAUACUAUUUACACCAUUCUCUCUACUCUAUCGCGUGCUUGCCACAAUACUUUCACCUAUUGGAACCGCCUUCCCAUUUAUACCACGUUUAAUUGCAAGACUUGCGCCCAGCCAGAGACCCCGACCCAGUCGACGCUCACUCGCACCAGCCGACAACGCACGACGGUUCAUCCGCGAGUUCGCCGAAGAGUACGGCACUAAUGACCUUCCAUUCGUGGAGUCCGGGUUCAACCUAGCUCUCGACAAUGCCAAAAAGGACUUUAAGUUCCUGUUCGUGGUCCUUCUCUCCCCCAGCCACGACGACACCAGCUCCUGGGUCCGAGACACCCUCCUAUCCCCACAACUAAACUCUUUCCUAUCGUCGCACCGGGACGAAAUCAUCCUCUGGGGCGGCAACGUCCAAGAUGCAGAAGCCUACCAAGUAGCCGACACUGUCCAAUGCACCAAGUUCCCUUUCGCAGGCCUAGUCUGCUACACCCCUGACUCCUCGGGUCCAACAGGGAUGUCUACCGUGAUGCGCGCAGCGGGACCAAUGCCUGCUAGCGAGCUUGUCGCUAAGCUCGGAACGGCCAUGACGGCGCAGCAGGGUCAGCUGAGUGCGACGAGGCUCGAAAGACAGCAGGCCCAAGCAUCGAGGAAUCUGCGCCAGGAACAGGAUUCUGCUUACCAGCGCUCGCUGGCGCAGGACAGGGAACGGGCGAGAUUAAAGCGAGAAGAAGCGGAGGCGCAAGCGAGGAUGGAGAAGGAGGCUUUGCGGAAGGAAGAGGACGAACAGCGCCAUGCGGCAGUGUUACAACAGUGGAAGAGAUGGCGAGCGCAGUCAUUACCGCCGGAGCCGGAAAAAACCUCAAAAGAUUCCAUCCGGGUGAGCGUACGUCUACCGAACGGGGAGAGGGUUAUCCGCGGUUUCCGAGCAGACGCGGAUCUCGAAGAGGUAUAUGCGUUCGUUGAAUGCUACGAUCUUUGGAAAGAAGCAGCAGCAGCAGCAGCGGACACCAUGUCUGAGAAGGAGGUGCUGGAGCCGGAGGGCUUUGAACACACUUAUGGCUUCAGGCUGGUUUCACCGAUGCCGAGGAUUGUGUAUGACCUGCAGGAGGGUGGCUCGAUAGGAGAAAGGAUCGGGAGAGGAGGGAAUCUCAUCGUUGAGCCGAUCGAGGAGGAUGAUCAGGAGUAA